AUGGAAAAGCAAAAGACUGCGCGGUCGCCGUUGCCGGUGCCUACGACGAAACCGACAGAUCCAACGGAAAUCGUGACGGACUUAAUCCAGUUGCCUGCGCCUACGACGAAACCGGCAGAUCCGACGGAAAUUGUGACGGACCCGAUCCAAUUGCCGGCGCCUACGACGAAACCGGCAGAUCCGGCGGAAAACGUGACGGUCCUCGACGACGGAAGUCCGUUAUCGGACAGCGCGUGCCCUAAUGCAAACGGAGUAAAAGAAUGCGAAAAACUUUCUGGAUACCGUGAGUGGGUUACCGUUCGAUUGCUUUUACCCGAGGACACUAAUCGCCGCGAAAAUCACGAAGAUAUUGAUAAUCGCGAUAAUCACUGCUUUAGCGAUGUCUUCCUUACAUGCACAUCGGCGAUCGUCAUUAUCUUAGCUUUACAUGUUAUCCGUGCAUACCAGUGA
Messenger RNA from Cinara cedri, 450 nucleotides. Lineage: Eukaryota; Metazoa; Arthropoda; Insecta; Hemiptera; Aphididae. The record is from the annotation of a GenBank genome assembly.